Molecule: messenger RNA, 351 nt
Organism: Peronospora belbahrii
Lineage: Eukaryota; Oomycota; Peronosporomycetes; Peronosporales; Peronosporaceae
Source: the annotation of a GenBank genome assembly
AUGCUGAUGCCUAUGCGAAGACUCAUAGGACGUUACUGCGCAACGCCACUGAGUGUGAAUGCGCGCUCAUUUGCAGCAAAGGGAAAGGGUAAUGCUGCCGUCGUAGAGGAGGUGGUGGAUUUGACAAAGGUGGUGCCUACAAACAUUUUCAAGGAUGGCACGCACCCAGAGCUUAAAGAGAAGUCUGAAUACCCUGAAUGGCUCUUUACGCUGCUUGAGCCUAAGCUUACGUUGAGUGAACUAGAGCGUAUUGGCUUUGAUAAUCUGGAACUAGAGGACCAGCACCACUACCUUGUGCUAGUCAAUCGUGGAUUGAUUAAAGCGAGCAAUGCUGAAAAGGCUAAGAAGUAA